Brassica napus (rape) is the source of this 667-nucleotide messenger RNA. RefSeq names its product classical arabinogalactan protein 6. The coding region runs from base 120 to 548 and encodes 142 amino acids. Lineage: Eukaryota; Viridiplantae; Streptophyta; Magnoliopsida; Brassicales; Brassicaceae. The transcript has a single exon. The record is from RefSeq and is a predicted model, not a curated record.
CUUAUUCUUGCAUCCUAGAGCUUUUGCAGUAAGAAAAAAAAAAACAAGUUAAAAUAAAAAAUACUGCUCUAGCUUUUGGAAUAUAUUCCUUUUAAAUCUCAAUAAAAAAACCUAUAAAAAUGGCACGUCAAUUUGUCACAUUGGCCCUAUUGGCUUUAACCGUGGCCACCGUUUUCGCUGCUGACGCUCCCUCAGCCUCUCCCCAAAAAUCUCCAUCACCCACCACUGCCCCAACCAAGGCUCCCACCACACCAACCAAAGCUCCGGCCGCCGCACCUAAGUCAACCUCAGCUUCUUCACCCAAAGCAUCUUCCCCUGCUGCAGAAGGACCCGCUGCUGAGGAUGACUACUCCGCGGCUAGUCCCAGUGAUUCUGGCGAGGCACCCACCGACUCUGCUGCCUCUCCUCCGGCUCCCACACCCGAUAGCACAUCCGCCGAUGGACCAAGUGAGGCAGAGGCACCAAGUAGCAGCGCCGUGACCACCGUCAAGCUCUCUGUUGCCGGCACUAUCAUCACCGCCGUUAGCUUCCUUUUCUUUUCUCUCUAAGUUAAAAGGAGUUCAAGUUUUGUUUCAAGGGAUUACCAUACAAUUUUUUGAGAUGAGGCCGUAAAUGUAUACGUUUAUAAAUCGAGGUUUAUUGGAGUUAAUAAAAACUUAACUAUCUA